CUUUGCUGAUUGGCUUUUGCUGAGCCGGCGGCGGCUGCGUGAGGUGAAGGGGAAGCUGCUCUGCCGUCAGUCGAGGCGGUUAGAAUGGCUGCAGCAGCGGAAUUGAAUAAAUUUUCACUGGGACACAAUGGAGUUUCAAGUACAAGUCAGAAUAUCGGGAUGGAUCCUGCACAUGCAUGUAGCAUUCUGCAGCAGCUUAAAUGUAUGUACGAUGAACAGCAGCUGACAGACAUUGUGGUGGAGGUAGAUCAUGGAAAAACGUUUUCCUGUCACCGAAAUGUACUCGCUGCAAUUAGUCCUUACUUUAGGUCUAUGUUCACAAGUGGCCUUACAGAGAGCACGCAGAAAAAAGUGCGAAUUGUGGGAGUGGAGGAUGAUGCAAUGCGGCUUGUGUUAGACUAUGCAUAUACAUCCAGAGUAUCACUGACAGAGGUCAAUGUGCAGGCUCUUUUCACAGCUGCUAGUCUCUUCCAGAUUCCAUCCUUGCAGGACCAGUGUGCCCAGUAUAUGAUCAGCCGACUGGAUCCACAGAACUCCAUUGGGGUUUUCAUGUUUGCUGAUGCUUAUGGACACCAGGAAUUGAAGGAGAAAUCUCAAGAUUAUAUUAGAAAGAAAAUUUUGUGUGUUGCCAAAGAGCAGGAGUUCCUCCAUUUGACUAAAGACCAGCUCACGAGCAUUCUAAACAGUGAUGACUUAAAUGUGGAAAAGGAAGAGUGUGUUUAUGAAAGCAUAAUUCAGUGGCUUGAGCAUAGCAGAGACAAAAGGGAGCCACAUCUUGCAGACAUUUUUGCCAAAUGUAUACGUGUACCUCUGAUGGAAAAGACCUUUUUACAGAAAAUUCCUUGCACUUUUGCACAGGCUAUGGCUAGAAACUCCUCAGAAGAUAGAAACAAUGAAGGGGCUGAUGGCUGUAGGCCAAGACUUGGUAUGACUGCUUCACAGAUGAUUAUCUGCUUUGAGGCUGCCAACAAACACUCAGGAAAGAAACAAACUGUGCCUUGUUUAGAUACUGUCACAGGAGAAGUCUUCAAAUUAUGCAAGCCUCCCAAUGAUUUAAGGGAGGUGGGAAUCUUGGUGUCACCUGAUAAUGACAUUUAUAUUGCAGGAGGUUACAGGCCAAGUAACAGUGAUGUUUCUAUAGAUCAUAAAGCAGAGAGCGAUUUCUGGAUGCAUGACCAUGCAACAAACAGGUGGCUGCCCAGAGCUCCAUUGCUGAGGGCACGAAUAGGGUGUAAACUAGUUUAUUGUUGUAGCAAAAUUUAUGCAAUUGGAGGUCGGGUGUAUGAAGGUGAUGGACGGAAUGCACUAAAAUCAGUGGAGUGCUAUGAUGCCAGGGACAAUUGCUGGAUAGCUGUGUGUCCGAUGCCUGUUGCUAUGGAGUUUCAUGCUGCUGUGGAGUAUCAGGAUAAUAUCUAUGUGUUACAAGGUGAAUUUUUCCUGUGCUACGACCCUCACAAAGACUACUGGGGCUGUUUGACACCAAUGAGCGUGCCUAGAUCCCAGGGGCUGUCAGCUGUCUGUAAAAGUUCUAUCUACUAUGUAGCCGGAAUUUGUAAAGCACAUCAACGGAUGCUUACAGUAGAGACUUAUGACAUCCAACUUAAUAAAUGGGUGCGGAAGAAGGACCUUCCACUGGAUCAGUCCACAAACCCCUAUAUUAAACUCUUCUUGCUCCUUAACAAACUGCACCUUUUUGUGCGAGCAACACAAGUGGUGGUGGAGGAACACGUUUUCCGUACAAGCCGUAAGAACUCUUUGUACCAAUAUGAUGAGGAAUCUGAUCAGUGGAAGAAAGUGUAUGAGUCACCAGACAAGUUAUGGGACCUUGGCCGCCAUUUUGAAUGUGUUGUUGCCAAACUUUAUCCACAAUGUCUUCAGAAAGUGUUUUGAUUUUCUUCUGGCAACUUGCAUGAACUAAUGGUGUGACAUGGGCUAACAGUAUUUUGUGUAAUCAAAAUGGCUGUUUUAAAAGCACUAAUGAAAACGGAUAGGUGCUUUUGAAAGUAGCAGUGUUUUUGAACUUGUUCAGAUGUUUAGUUUUAUAGUCAAAUUUUACUAACUUUUCACUGGUGCUGGGGAAUAUAAAAGUGCAAUUACUUACAUGGAUUAUAGCUUUUUUAUUUUUAGCUGGCUCCUUCAAUGGCAUUUCUUGAAUUGUAUAGCAGUUGUCCAAUGCCUGGCAAUCUUAAAACUAUGCAGACUAGCAGGCAAAAUUCAGCUUGGCAGUAAGAAAUUGUUUUGCCCAAUGAUAUGGAAAAACUAAAGCCUUUAAUGAGACAUACGGGUAUAAAUAUGUUCAAAAUUAAUAGCAUCUGUAUUUUUUAAGUGUCUGUAUUUGAAAAUUGACCAUUUUACAUUUAGUGACCUGAUUCAAAUGUGAAGGUAUUUUGAUGGCUAGAUCUUAAUGGGAAGCAAGCGAAUUGAAUGGUUUCUACAUCACCUGGAAUAACCAGCGAGUCAAUAAUUGAAAUGUUGUACCAGGAUCAAGCCUUGGAAUUAGUACACACUGCAUAGAGUAGCUGUUAUGUAAAAUUAUUUCACUUUGUCUUUUCAUUGCUUAAAAAUUUGAGUAAAUCUUUCAGUUUUAAUUACACAGCUUUGAAAGACUGAAAAUAUGCAAUUAACAAGUGACAAACCUUUAACUGGUUAAUGAAUAUAACAGCUACUUGGGGUGCAUCUACCUACUGUUGUAACAGGGUAUAUAGUUUUAGAAUGAAGCAGAGUUUGGAAAAAUAACUGAUUUAUCCACUUUGCAAACUAAAUUAAUCUUUUUUUUGCAAGAAAUGACUUCCAGAAGUAUUGUGAUCAGUUCUGGUUUUACUGCAGUACCAAUAACUUUACCAGUUGACAACUUUGUGGACAGCAUUCAAUGUCGUCUCCACUUAAUUUGAACAGAUUAGAAUUGCUGUGAUGAUUCUGGCAUUUUGUAACUUGAGAAUGAAGUGGAUAAUGGUGUUAUGAACAUUUUCCCCUUGAAUACAUCUCUAUCUGCUGCAGAAGUUGAAAACUUUGAUUGCCUUCCUUCUGAAGCAGUCAAUUUUUGUUCAUUUUACAUGAAGUAAGUCUUAUUUUCAUAUCUAGUGUUUACUUCAUUCAUUUUGAACUUGCUGCAUAAUCCACCUAAAAUAUAAAUUGACACACCUGCAAAACAUCCCUAUCUCAGAUUGAGUUUGUUAGCACCAAUUUUUCCUAAUAUUGGUGUAAUCUAGUAAAUUAAAAUUAUUGAUUGCCCAAUUUUAAUUGUCAUCGACAUUCUGCUGACUGAGGAUAUGAAUUUUCAAUAUAAAAAUCCCUGUUUUGCCAAAUACAGCUAAAGCAAACUAAAUCAUAAUAUUUCCAAAUGCUAACAGUUCCAUGAGCUGUUCUUAUGUGACUUAUUAAAACUGCAUUUCUUUGUAUGAUUUUAAAAUCACUAAAAAAACUUACAUUUGGUUUUUGACAAUACAACAUUUUGUUUAAAUUCAAUAUGCAUGCAACAGAUGUUUUAUGUACUACACAAAGUUGGCUAGCUCUUUAAAAUUGAGUGGAAAUGAUGAGCAGAAAAUAGUUUGCAUUCACUAGAUGGCACCAAAUCAUCUUUCUUUGCAUUAACAUACAGACUUCCCAGGGAAAAAAAGUUAUAUAAACAGCAGAAUCCCAUCUGUGGAGAAUUGGUAUCUACAACUGGAUGGAAGUACUAUAUUGCCUUUUGAUCCUAAUUCCAUCAUUGCCCAUUGGCAAGAAUCGAUCCUAAUUCUUUCCAAGUUUUUACAUUACCUCUUGAAUAAUUUGAGAUAAGCUACACUGAUGUGAACUUUCCUAAUCUGCAACCAGUAGAUUUGAUUGUGUUCUACAUCUUGUAAAUUGCUUUAUUGUAAUUUCAUCCAAUAAUUUCUAAUGGACUGGACACCUUGGCAGAAAGUUUUAGUGAAUUAAAACCUAAUUGUAGAAUUUGCAAUGUUCAAUCCAUGCAAGUGUCAUUGCAUUUCAUUCAAGGUGAAGAUAAAUUUAAGAUUCUCAAUAUCCAUAAUACAAUGCAAAAAUUAUAUUGAAAAAUAACCUAAAAUAGAAUGACAAUCUGAGGCUAGAUAAAUCAGUGUAAUCCAAGCAGAACUAGUCAGUCAAACUAUCAGUGAAUAUUUAAAUCACUAUAUUGAUCUUUAUCUAGUAGUUCCACCCUACUUGUAGCGCAGAUAGUUUCAUAACUUUGCAUUGUAUACUUUCAACCAGUUGAGCAGUGGACAGCAUUGAUUUUGAGUAUGGUGUUUGCCACUUUUCUAAGCUCCUACAAUACAGUCAAUUGUUAUUAGUUGGUUUUAACUCAUCUUGGAGCUGACCAUCUUCAGGAAUAUUGCUUAUGAAAGUACGUGUAUGAGUUAGAUUGUUGCCUUUAGGCAUUGGUUGAUGUGGGUUUAGUUACACUGUUAGUUAUAGAACUAAACUCUAGUUGACACUGGGAGCUUUCUUUGGUUAUAAAGGUACAAGAAAUGACUGUGGGAACCUAGGCCUUGGCCAAUGUACAGAACUACCCACAAAUUAGAUUCAGACCUUGAAAAAAAAUGCACUACUCUCAUAGGGGGUAACUCAUCUGAAUACCAGAUUAGGCCGCAAUUUUACACUAGAGGCUUUAUAUGAGUUCCAUAGGUGAAUUGGAGAUGUUUGAUACUGGAAGUUCAUAUAGCUGAAUGUUCCAUCUCCAGUCUUGAAUUUAUUGUUCCAGUCAUUACAAGAUGGCACUAAAUCAUUUUGCUCUGCAUUAAUAUGCAAAAUCUUCCCAGGCAAAAAGAAAUUGAGUUAUACAAGCAGUACAAUUGCAUCUCUAGAGAACUGGUAUCUACAACUGGUUGCAAGUACCACACUGCCUUUUGGCCCCGAUUCCAUAUUUGCCUAGGGAUUUAUUUGUGACUUUCCUGCAUCAGGUAUUUACCGCUUUGAAUUCCAGAGACCCACAUUACCUUUGGCAUGCCACUGUAUCUUGUGGCAAAUAUCAGAAGCCCUCUAAUUGUGUAGUAGUACAUACUACAAUAUUCUGAUGAGCAUUCAUAGUCAGUUCCAGUUAUAUUGGCUAAUGAUUAGAAGAUCUGAAGCAUUCAGUACCUCGAGUGAACUGGUAAGUAAGCCACUAGCUAAUAAGAGUAGACUUGAUCUCUUUUCACUUUCAGUUGUUGCUUCAAACUAUCACAGAACCCUAACAUAGCAUAUGACUAACUGCAAUGUAGGUAGCCUUUAUUUAUAAGCUGGUGCAUCUUAAAUGAGGUUGAUGCCUUUGUUCUAGCUGGCAUUGUGCAUUCUCCAAUUUUACACAGUUCCAAAAUAUCUUGUCUUAGUUUUUUUGUCCUAUAAAUGCUUGAAGGGAGAGUUCUGCCCACAAACUUUAUUCAUAUUUUAUCCACACAUUAAGAGGAAUGGAGGAAAUCUGAAAUAAACAUUCACUAGUUUCUGCCUGGAGAAGUGUUAAUGGCAGCUAUAUUUUAUGAAAUUUAAAUCGAAAAACUUGGUUUUCCUUCCAUGCUGAAUUCAGGAGUAUCCUGAGUGUUGUGUAUUAGGUUAAAAGCAAUAAUGAAGGUCCAGAUAAAUGUUUAUGGGUGGCAUUGUUCUACAGCAGUUAGCUAUAACAACUUUUUGAUUGCAACACUUUUUGGUUAACAGUGCACCUCAAAGAUAUCCCCUAAUAGUUCAAACUGAUUUAUUUUUAGCUUUAUUUUUCAUUAUGAAGUACUUCAGUUUCAAUCUUUGUAUUUUUAACCACUUACAACUUUGCAACUGCAAACUUUUUGAAGCACCUUUCCACAUAUAGUGUUGCAUUAACUAGUGUAAGAAGCUAUACUAUGAAAGAGUGUAAUGCUUAAUUUUCAAAAAUCCUGUCAUUUUCUUAAUUAGACAACAUUGCUGCUGUUUAGGACAAUCUUUUUAUUUAUAGAGUAUAUAUUGACUUUCGGGGGAAAAAUGAUUUGGCCUGAAAAUUAAAUAUAUAAAAUAGAAUUGGGUUAGCAAAUGAAUCCUCAUUGCACCAUGUGAUAUUCAACUUGAAUUGUACAAAUACAAAAGCUGGUUUCUGAUUUGUGAAAUUGAAUCUGCAUUUUUGUAAAAGAAUUUGUAGAAUUUAGAUAUAUUUGCACUGUAGAUUUGCUGAAUUAUUUGUUCUUUGCUUCAGCUAUCAAAGCUGCUCAUUCCAUUGUGUGCAAAGACUUGGCUAUAGUUAACAUGUUUGAUGUGACUUGAAAUGUAUGUUCAGGUUUAUAUGUAAUCACUUGAAUUUUUUGAGAAAUGUAAAAAGACAUCUAGCUGUACUUGCACAUGAUUUGAAUUGGAUGCUUCAGAAUUGGUGUUCAGAUGGGAUAAGCUGGUUUACUUGAUAUGUGAUGUAGUUUAAAGUACUGUGUGACCUGUAACAAAAUGAGACUAUAUUCUUGAAAUAAAUUGAUUAAAAGAA
This is a messenger RNA of Carcharodon carcharias (great white shark), 6412 nucleotides long. RefSeq names its product kelch repeat and BTB (POZ) domain containing 8 (gene kbtbd8). Gene Ontology annotation, molecular function: protein binding. The transcript has 4 exons. The record is from RefSeq and is a predicted model, not a curated record. The coding region runs from base 85 to 1890 and encodes 601 amino acids. Lineage: Eukaryota; Metazoa; Chordata; Chondrichthyes; Lamniformes; Lamnidae.